CAGUUCCUGAUGAAGUCUCCUUAAAGAUCAUGUGCCACUGUUCCCAUUUCAGUCCGCCUCGCUGCCUGUCAGACUGACACAACUGGCUGCUUCAGGGCUGAACUCCACCAGCACUCCAGCUGUAUCCAGGACUUCACAUCACCCAAACUCGACCAACACUGAGAGAACGCAUAGCUUGCCAAAACCAGACAUCCCAGAAUUCUGCAGCGAGAUGAAGAUGUUCCAAUCCUGCUGGCUGCUUCUGGUGGCUUUCGUCCCAGUGACCUUCAGCACCAAUGCUGGGGUGAAGGUCACGCUAACGGAAAAGGGCCUUGAAUACGGCAGAAAACUUGGAAUGGCCACAAUCCAACAGAAACUCCAAACUGUCAAGUUGCCAGAUGUGUCGGGGAAAGAGAAAGUGUCACCCAUCGGCAAAGUCGAGUACCAUCUGUCAAACAUGCACACAGUCAGCGUGCAACUGCCGUCAUCCACAGUGAGUCUGGUACCAGGGACCGGGGUUCAGCUCUCAAUAGCUAAUGCCUUCAUCAACCUGGAUGGAAACUGGAAAGUCAAAUACCUCAGGGUCAUAAAGGACAGCGGCUCCUUUAAUCUGAAGGUGAGCGGACUCGCUGUCAGUACGACUAUCACAGUCAGAAGUGAUGAGACGGGUCGACCUGCAGUCAGCACAGUUAGCUGUGCAGCCACCGUCGGCAGCGUCAGCGUCAAGUUCCACGGUGGAGCCAGCUGGCUCUACAACCUCUUCACAAAGUUCAUCGAUAAGGCCCUGCGCAGCUCUCUGCAGGGAAAGAUAUGUCCCCUGGUGGCCGACGCUGUGUCUGAUUUAAACCCUCAUUUGAAAACUCUCAACGUUUUAGCUCGAGUGGAUCAGUACGCAGAGAUCGACUACUCCAUGGUGUCAUCACCCACAGUUUCAAAGUCUUCAGUCAACUUGGAUAUCAAGGGUGAAUUUUACAACAUCGGGAAACAUCAGGAACCUCCGUUCUCUCCUGCAGUCUUUUCCCUGCCACCAGAGAACAACAACAUGUUGUACAUCGGACUCUCUGUCUUCACUGCCAACUCUGCAGGCUUUGUCUACAACAAGGCCGGAGUCCUCAGCCUCUACAUCACCGAUGAUAUGAUUCCUAAAAGCUCUCCCUUUCGACUGAGCACCGCUUCAUUUGGAAUUUUCAUCCCACAGGUUGCCAAACUCUUCCCGGGUCUGCUGAUGAAACUCAUGGUGAAGGCAACAGCAAACCCCCUCUUAACCUUUGAACCCAACAAUGCAACCGUUCAGGCUUCGGGCACAGUGACGGCCUUUGCGAUCCAAACCAAUGGCACGCUGUCUCCCCUCUUUAUCCUGAAUCUGGAGAGCAGCGUGAGCGCAAAACUGUUUGUCAGCAGCUCGAGGCUGGCUGGAAGCGUGACCCUCAACAACAUGAACAUGACCCUGGGGACAAGUUACGUGGGAGACUUCAAGGUCACGCGCCUGGACGCCGUCUUCAACAUGGUCCUGAAAACGGUGGUGAUUCCCAAAGUGAACGCUCAACUUGCCAGUGGUUACCCGCUUCCUACGAUUGGACAGAUGAAGCUUGUCAACACCUCGCUUCAAGUCCUGAAGGACUACAUGCUGAUCGCCACAGACGCUCAGUUUACCAGCUGAACCGCAUUUUUUUUUACCACAUGAAGAUACGAUCACAGCUGACAAAAACAACCAAGGCCUGAAAAAUGAAAAUUUCAAAGCUACAUGUUCUUUUGUUUUUUUGUAAGGAUCAUAUCAGGAGGCACUGUGUCAGAUUUGUUAACUGUUGAUUUAUUUUAUUUUUUUAAGGAUCAAAUCAGUCAGAACACACACAGAUGUGUGUGUGAAGGUGGUGAAUAUGUGCCUGAAUAAACCCAGUUUAGUCUU
Thalassophryne amazonica is the source of this 1885-nucleotide messenger RNA. RefSeq names its product bactericidal permeability-increasing protein-like. The transcript has 17 exons. Lineage: Eukaryota; Metazoa; Chordata; Actinopteri; Batrachoidiformes; Batrachoididae. Gene Ontology annotation, molecular function: lipid binding. Bases 212 to 1639 code for a protein of 475 amino acids. The record is from RefSeq and is a predicted model, not a curated record.